Molecule: messenger RNA, 2876 nt
Organism: Orussus abietinus
Lineage: Eukaryota; Metazoa; Arthropoda; Insecta; Hymenoptera; Orussidae
Product: spermatogenesis-associated protein 20
Exons: 12
Coding region: 238-2664 (808 amino acids)
Biological process (GO): carbohydrate metabolic process
Source: RefSeq, a predicted model, not a curated record
GACACGUUUGAAAAACGCAUCUUGUUUUCCACAAAUUAAAAACGUAGGUUUUCUUUUCAAAUCAGUGGUACAUAGAUUUGAUCGACGUUCUCUCGACUGUUUCUACUUUGACACCUGCUUGGCUCUUCUGACAAUGUACAAUAGCUGAAUUUCUUGUCCUAAGUGACAUUCAAUUGCAGUCGAAUUACGUAUGAUUAUUGCGUUUUAACCUACAUUGUUUAGUAACCCGCGCGGGUUAUGAACCUUGUCAUCUCGGGGAGAAGGCCCCUUGCGAACACUCUUCGCUGUUUCGCAGAACUGUCUAAACAUUCUCUGAACAAUCGCAGGAAGGGAUUUCUUGCUGCUCCGGAAUCAACAGCUCCUUCGAUAGUCAAGAGUCAGUUCGUUAGAAGCGACUCUUCGUCGACGGCUGUCGUCUCUCUCGAGUUGAGAAUGGCUUCGACGUCAUCUGACGGUGAUCCUCAUGCUUCUCCAGGGAAGCAGCAGAAUAGAUUAGCUCUCGAGAAGUCUCCGUACUUACUGCAGCAUGCGACAAAUCCUGUUCAGUGGUAUCCGUGGGGACGGGAGGCAUUGGAGAAGGCUCGAUCUGAGAAUAAGCUAAUUUUCUUGUCCAUUGGGUACUCCACGUGUCACUGGUGCCACGUAAUGGAAAAGGAGUCCUUUGAGGACCCUGAAAUUGCUAAAGUCAUGAACAGUUACUUCGUUAAUAUCAAAGUCGACAGGGAAGAGAGGCCUGACAUCGACAAUAUAUACAUGAGCUUUAUUGUGGCGCUUUCGGGCCAUGGUGGUUGGCCCAUGAGCGUUUUCUUGACUCCGGAUUUAUCACCGGUAUUUGGAGGUACCUAUUUUCCACCUACCGAUAAACAUGGUCAGGCAGGUUUCAAGACAGUCCUUCUUGCUAUCGCUACACAAUGGAAUGAGAACAGAGAUAACAUUCUGAAGACUGGGAAGAAAAUGAUCGAAGUGUUAAAGUCAACGGUUGUGGUUUCUUCCAGAACAGCGAGUGAAUCGAUACCUUCGAUAGACUCGGCAGAGACUUGUGCGAGACAGUUAGCAAGGCGGUACGAUCAUGCGUACGGAGGGUUUACCGAUCCUCCAAAAUUUCCUCAACCAGUGAAUUUAAAUCUACUGUUUUUGAUGUACGCGAGGAAUCCCUCUGGACAAGCUGCCCAACAAUAUCUCAAGAUGUGUACGAACACAUUGAUAAAAAUGGCCAGAGGUGGAAUCCACGAUCACGUUGGUCAGGGAUUUGCAAGGUACACCUUAGAUGGCAGAUGGCACAUUCCACACUUUGAAAAGAUGUUGUACGAUCAAGGGCAAUUGUUGAGGUCUUACGCAGAGGCUUACGUUGCCACCAAAGACGAGUUCUUCGCAGAAAUCGUGGACGACAUCGUUACCUACGUUACUAGGGAUCUCCGUCACAAGGAAGGAGGAUUUUACAGUGCGGAAGAUGCAGACUCCUUGCCAUCGCAGUCUUCGAAGGCCAAAAGGGAAGGAGCAUUUUACGUGUGGACAUAUCUGGAAGUUGAAAGCCUCCUCGACAAGAGAAUCCCAAGCUCUGAGAAUUUAUCCCUGUCUGAUAUCUUCUGCUUCCACUUCAUGGUCCGGCCAGAGGGAAACGUGCGGAGCUCCGAAGAUCCUCAUAAAGAAUUAUGCGGACAGAAUGUCCUGAUGAUCGAGGGUAGCCUGGAGAAGACUGCGGAGCACUUCAAGAUGAGCACGGAGGACACCAAGAGAUACAUCGAAGAGGGGUUGAAGAUCCUCUUCGAAGAGAGAUCCAAGAGACCGAGGCCUCACUUGGACUCCAAAAUAGUAACCGCCUGGAAUGGACUCAUGAUCAGCGGGCUGUCGAUCGCAGGAGCGUCUACAGGGAACAAGAAGUACGUGGAGUACGCCGAGAUGGCUGCGAGAUUUAUCGAGAAGUACCUCUUCGACAGGGAGAACCGCGUCCUUCUUCGCAGUUGUUAUCGCGACGAGGGCGACAGGAUCACCCAGACGUCCACGCCGAUCGAGGGCUUCCACGUGGACUAUGCGUUUAUUGUCAGAGGAUUGUUGGACCUUUACGAGGCGAGUUUGGAUACCCACUGGCUAAAGCUCGCAGAGGAGCUGCAGAACAUCCAGGACGAACUCUUCUGGGACCAGGAAAGUGCAGCGUACUUCUCGACCACCGGAGGAGAUCCUUCGGUCAUCUUCAGGAUGAAGGAUGAUCACGACGGGGCAGAGCCGUCCAGCAACUCGGUGGCCUGUGGGAAUUUGCUGAAGCUUCAUUCCUACUUCAAUCGGGCCGAAUUCAGCGAUAAAGCUGCGAGACUUUUGCUCCACUUCGGGGAGACCCUGGCGAAGAUGCCCACCAGCGUGCCGGAGAUGGUCUGCGCGCUGAUAACUCACCACGAGGCAGUGGCGCAGAUCUUCGUAGCUGGGAAGAAGGAUGCCGAAGACACCGAAGCACUGCUUCGCGUCGUCCGGGGAAGACUUCUGCCUGGAAGGACCUUGUUGCUGGUGGAUGAAGCUAGCAUAGAACUUCUGUCGAGGAAUGAAGUUCUGACAAACAUGGCGCCUCUUAAUGGCCGCGCUACCGCUUAUGUCUGUAGACACCGGACAUGUUCCUUGCCUGUCACGGAGCCUGCGCGGUUAUCAGCCCUGCUGGAUGCGAAGAACAAUUAAAAUCGUUAUCUCGAUCGCGGUUGUUAACCCGAUCGCUCGGUGAACAAGGGAGUGUACAGUCGUGUCUAUCGACGGUGUCUAUUUACGUCGCAUUGACGAGAUUUUGUAUGAUACAUCAGGGUGCGAGUUCCGGUCUCGGUCGGUUUUUGUAAAUGUUGAUCAAUCGAGAGAAUAAAGAGCUUGAGUAGAAUCUCAAGAAAGAGCGAAAUAUA